CUUACCUCCAGUGUCUAUUCUCACGAGUACGACAAUGGACGUCGCUACCAUAGCUACCGCCAUGGCCGAUAUCCUUUGCCAAACGAUGACGAGGAGCAGGGCCGGGAGUACAUGAAGCAUGUGAUGAAUCUCGAACUUUGCGAUGGAAAGUUGUUCUAUGCACCAAUUGGAGAUAACCCUCAAAAGAUUAUCGAUAUUGGAACGGGCACUGGCAUUUGGGCAAUCGAAGUCGCCGACCUUUUCCCUAUGACAACAGUCUUGGGCAUCGACCUGUCGCCAAUUCAGCCGGGGUGGAUUCCCCCUAACGUCAAAUUCCUCGUGGAUGAUGCUGAGGAUGAUUGGCUGAAUGGCGACAAUUAUGAUCUGGUCCACUUCCGCAUGAUGGGAAUGUCGCUGAAGAAAAUUGACAAGGUCAUUGCCAGCUCGUACAAGCACUUGAAGAACGGCGGCUGGAUCGAAUUUCAGGAGCUCCACGGAGAGGUACAGUGCGACGACGGCACAGUUCAGGAAGAUGACACGGUCAAACGCUUCUGGGAAAUGGGCAACGAAGCCUUCAGCCUCUUUGGCCUUCAAUUCCAUAAUGCUCGCAACAUGAAGCCCCGGCUCGAAGCAGCCGGCUUCAAGAACAUCCAAUGCGAGGUGAAGAAAUGCCCCAUUGGAACCUGGCCAAAGGAUCCUACCUUGCGUCUUGUUGGCAAAUACAUGCAAGAAGCACUCAGCGGUGUCGCUGCAGCCUUUGUCGGUAAGCCUUUUGAGGCGUUGGGUAUCGAGGCGGUUGAGAGGCAGGUAUGGCUGGCAACUCUCAGAAAGGCCAUUAAAGACAGAAACGCGCAUCGCUACAUGAAUCAGUACUUCUGGUACGCACAGAAACCUGAAGGUGCGCCUAAGAAUGACGGCCCUGAAGCAGGAUCAUCUGGCGAUGAGGCGGCCUGA
This is a messenger RNA of Colletotrichum acutatum, 933 nucleotides long. Its product is annotated as S-adenosyl-L-methionine-dependent methyltransferase. Lineage: Eukaryota; Fungi; Ascomycota; Sordariomycetes; Glomerellales; Glomerellaceae. The transcript has 5 exons. The record is from RefSeq and is a predicted model, not a curated record. The annotation marks the transcript as partial. Gene Ontology annotation, molecular function: methyltransferase activity.